UCUCUUCUCCCAUGAGCCCGCACUGCACACUCACUCACGCUGUCGCCUUCCAAGGAAUAUCAUACAAAGUUUCAGAGCCAUACAGUGAUCAUGCUGGAAGAAUAGAUCCGCCUGACAUCGCUUUGAUUUGGAGCGCGAGCGCCGUAAACGCUUCUGACUGAGCGAGACGCGUCACAUCUACCGAGAGCAGGAGUCAGGGAAAUCAGCUCCAGGUGAUUUUCAUUUGUGUAACCUGUUCCCAAGUGUUCCCACGCAUAAUAGAGAGACACGUGAUCAUAUACAAAUGUAAGCAAGGUUUGAAAUUAUUAAGUUUUAGUCAAAUAUUAUCUCUGUGUGGGAUUAUUGUGGUCCAUUUGCAGUUUACAAAUGAUUUAUAAUUAUGUUCAGGCCCCCGACAAUCCACUCAAGAAGAAAAUCGUCCUGAGUCUGAAACCAAUUUGUAAGUCGCUCUGGAUAAGAGCGUCUGCUAAAUGACUUAAAUGUAAUGUAAAUGUAAUCUAGUCCCUGCUUGAGCCUGUUUGUGGGUGAAUGAGUGACAGCUACAGUUGAAGGGAAGUCUACAUACACUUAGGUUGGAGUCAAUAAAACUCGUUUCUCAACCACUCCACAAAUGUGUUGUUAACAAACUAUAGUUUUGGCAAGUCGAUUAGGACAUCUACUUUGUGCAUGACACAAGUCAUUUUUCAAACAAUUGUUUACAGACAGAUUAUUUCACUUUUAACUCACUGUAUCACAAUUCCUGUGGGUCAGAAGUUUACAUGCACUAAGUUGACUGUGCAUUUAAACAGCUUGGAAAAUUCCCCAAAAUUAUGUCAUGGCUUUAGAAGCUUCUGAUAGGCAAAUUGACAUCAUUUGAGUCAAUUGGACGUGUACCUGUGGAUGUAUUUCAAGGCCUACCUUCAAACUCAGUGCCUCUUUGCUUGACAUCAUGGGAAAAUCAAAAGAAAUCAUCCAAUUGUAGACCUCCAUAGGUCUGGCUCAUCCUUGGGAGCAAUUUCCAAAUGCCUGAAGGUAACACGUUCAUCUGUACAAACAAAAGUACUCAAGUAUAAACACCAUGGGACCAUGCAGCCGUCAUACCACUCAGGAAGGAGAUGCAUUCUGUGUCCUAGAGAUGAACGUACUUUGGUGUGAAAAGUACAAAUCAAUCCCAGAACAACAGCAAAGGACCUUGUGAAGAUGCUGGAGGAAUCAGGUACAAAAGUAUCUAUAUCCACAUUAAACAAGUCCUAUAGUGAUAUCACCUGAAAGGCCGCUCAGCAAGGAAGAAGCCACUGCUCCAAAACCGCCAUAAAAAAAGCCAGACAAUGGUUCGCAACUGCACAUGGGGACAAAGUUUGUACUUUUUGGAGACAUGUCCUCUGGUCUGAUGAAACAAAAAUAUAACUGUUUGGCCAUAAUGACCAUUGUUAUGUUUGGAGGAAAAAGGGGGAGGAUUGCAAGCCGAAGAACACCAUCCCAACCGUGAAGCACAGGGCUGGCAGCAUCAUGUUGUGGGGGUGCUUUGCUGCAGGAGGGACUGGUGCACUUCACAAAAUAGAUGGCAUCAUGAGGCAGCAAAAUUAUGUGGAUAUAUUGAAGCAACAUCUCAAGACAUCAGUCAGGAAGUUAAAGCUUGGUCGCAAGUGGGUCUUCCAAAUGGACAAUGGCUCCAAGCAUACUUCCAAAGUUGUGGAAAAAUGGCUUACGGACAACAAAGUCAAGGUAUUGGAGUGGCCAUCACACAGCCCUGACAUCAAUUCUAUAGAAAAUUUGUGGGCAGAACUGAAAAAGCGUUUGCGAGCAAGGAGGCCUACAAACUUGAUUCUGUUACACCAGCUCUGUCAGGAGGAAUGGGCCAACAUUCAUCCAACUUUUUGUGGGAGCUUGUGGAAGGCUACCCAAAAUGUUUGACCGAAUUUAAACUAUUUUAAAUUUUGAGUGUAUGUAAACUUCUGACCUGCUGGGAAUGUGACGAAAGAAAUAAAGCUGACAUUUCACAUUCUUAAAAUACAGUGGUGUUCCUAACUGACCUAAAACAGAGCAUUUUUUACUCUGAUUAAAAGUCAGGAAUUGUGAAAAACUGAGUUUAAAUGUAUUUGGCUAAGGUGUAUGUAAACUUCCGACUUCUAUUGUAUGUGCUCUCGUGGGUCAUUGACAGUUGAGGAGGGUAAAAUAAGAUGCUUUUUGUUGGUAGAUCAAAAACCAUCUCUGUUGGCCUUAUUGGAAGACAUACAACCCGUUGUUUAGGCUAUCCCCAAGUAGUGCAUCUGGCUACCUUGAGGUUGAUUUGGCCAGUCUGUCUCUAUUCUGUUAAGGAACAGUAAACUUAUUCUAUUGAACAUUUUUCUACAGGCUAAAGUCUCGUAGCCGCAUAGUCUCCAUCCUAUUUUUAAAGCUGAAGGUUUUGAGAGUUUGUGUAAAAUUGUGUCCCUUGUGUUUGGAUAGCCGGCAGUGCGCAAAGCCUCGAUAGGGAAAUGUCCCCCAGAAUGGAACUUUCAGAGUACCAUCAUUCGAUAGGGAAGUGUUCUCCAGAAUGAAUAAGUUCAGAGUACACUUUGGUUGUUCGAUAGGACAGUGUUCUCCAGAAUGGAUCUUUCAGAGUACCAUUCAGUCGUUCGAUAGGGAAGUGUUCUCCAGAACGGAUCUUUCAGAGUACCAUCAUUCGAUAGGGAAGUGUUCUCCAGAAUGAAUAAGUUCAGAGUACACUUUGGUUGUUCGAUAGGACAGUGUUCUCCAGAAUGGAUCUUUCAGAGUACCAUUCAGUCGUUUGACAGGGAAGUGUUCUCCAGAAUGGAUCUUUCAGAGUACCAUCAUUCGAUAGGGAAGUGUUCUCCAGAAUGAAUAAGUUCAGAGUACACUUUGGUUGUUCGAUAGGACAGUGUUCUCCAGAAUGGAUCUUUCAGAGUACCAUUCAGUCGUUCGAUAGGGAAGUGUUCUCCAGAAUGGAUCUUUCAGAGUACCAUUCAGUCGUUCGAUAGGGAAGUGUUCUCCAGAAUGGAUCUUUCAGAGUACCAUUCAGUCGUUCGAUAGGGAAGUGUUCUCCAGAAUGGAUCUUUCAGAGUGCCAUUCAGUCGUUCGAUAGGGAAGUGUUCUCCAGAAUGGAUCUUUCAGAGUACCAUUCAGUCGUUCGAUAGGGAAGUGUUCUCCAGAAUGGAUCUUUCAGAGUACCAUUCAGUCGUUCGAUAGGGAAGUGUUCUCCAGAAUGGAUCUUUCAGAGUACCAUUCAGUCGUUCGAUAGGACAGUGUUCUCCAGAAUGGAUCUUUCAGAGUACCAUUCAGUCGUUCGAUAGGGAAGUGUUCUCCAGAAUGGAUCUUUCAGAGUACCAUUCAGUCGUUUGACAGGGAAGUGUUCUCCAGAAUGGAUCUUUCAGAGUACCAUUCAGUCGUUCGAUAGGGAAGUGUUCUCGUCUUCAGUCAAGUUUACUAGACUAUUUAACAUAUACAGCUGGAGACUGUGAAUGUGUAGUCUUGUAGUUUUCUUAACCAUUUCAUGUGUGGGCACUGCAUCCUCACCUCCUCUGGUCUGUAUUUAAAUUGCCAACCAUUUCAACAUGUAGCUACAACUCCAUGCUCUCUGGUCUAUAGAGUAGUAGCCAUUUCAACAUGUAGCUACAACUCCAUGCUCUCUGGUCUAUAGAGUAGUAGCCAUUUCAACAUGUAGCUACAACUCCAUGCUCUCUGGUCUAUAGAGUAGUAGCCAUUUCAACAUGUAGCUACAACUCCAUGCUCUCUGGUCUAUAGAGUAGUAGCCAUUUCAACAUGUAUCUACAAUUCCAUGCUCUCUGGUCUAUAGAGUAGUAGCCAUUUCAACAUGUAGCUACAACUCCAUGCUCUCUGGUCUAUAGAGUAGUAGCCAUUUCAACAUGUAGCUACAACUCCAUGCUCUCUGGUCUAUAGAGUAGUAGCCAUUUCAACAUGUAUCUACAACUCCAUGCUCUCUGGUCUAUAGAGUAGUAGCCAUUUCAACAUGUAGCUACAACUCCAUGCUCUCUGGUCUAUAGAGUAGUAGCCAUUUCAACAUGUAGCUACAACUCCAUGCUCUCUGGUCUAUAGAGUAGUAGCCAUUUCAACAUGUAGCUACAACUCCAUGCUCUCUGGUCUAUAGAGUAGUAGCCAUUUCAACAUGUAGCUACAACUCCAUGCUCUCUGGUCUAUAGAGUAGUAGCCAUUUCAACAUGUAGCUACAACUCCAUGCUCUCUGGUCUAUAGAGUAGUAGCCAUUUCAACAUGUAGCUACAACUCCAUGCUCUCUGGUCUAUAGAGUAGUAGCCAUUUCAACAUGUAUCUACAACUCCAUGCUCUUUGGUCUAUAGAGUAGUAGCCAUUUCAACAUGUAUCUACAACUCCAUGCUCUCUUGGUCUAUAGAGUAGUAGCCAUUUCAAGCGUGGGGACUCCCAUCCCUGCGAUUUCUUGACUAAAUGAACAUUUUGUCAUGAGUGCUAUUCAAGCACUCGGGGGGGGGGGUCUGUGCUCACAUGGACGCGGCCACUGACUUGGUUAAGACUUUAUAUGAAAAACAAUUCUCUCAUUUAGAAGGCUAACAUCACAUCUUCUCACAAAUAGUUUCAUUUUUAAUCAUAUCAGUUCCCCAACAUUUAGAUGUGAAUCUGAUCACUGAGAAUUAUACACAUUCAGAUAUACAGUUAUGUUGUUCUACUGCCUUAGUUACAUUGCAAAUCUUUAACAAAUUCAACGGGAUUGUUCUUUAAGUACCCGCGGACCAUUCCAAGUUGUUGGAAUACAGAAAUAUUGUUUCAUUAUAAAACCGUUUUAUGCUAAGUUUUGGCCAAGUCUCUCUGUGUGUUCCACAGUCACACAUUCCACUCUCAAUAUUUCAGUUUUUACGACCGGUCAUAAAACGAAUUGGAAGAAGAGAAGAGGAAAAUCUGGUUUCUAUAAUUCAUGCAAGUCAUGACAGGAGCAAUAGGUAACUAUGCUCUGAAGCAGUUGCCUGAUAAGAGCAUAGGUUGGGGCAAGGAGAGGGACGGAAGCAAUACUGUUACAUUGUUGCCGUACCCGGAUCACUCAGUUGGGCUCUGCCAGGCUGCUGGAUUUGCUGUGGACAAGGAGGAGGUCAAAGGGGGACUCAGGAUGGCUCUGGAUGUUGGUGGCCUGGUGGCAGUGGUGGUCUUCUAUGUCCUGAUCCUGGCCAUAGGGAUCUGGGCCUCCAGGAAGUCCAAGAAGGAGGAGGAGAAAUGUGUGGGCAGCAAGACUGAGGUCAACAUGAUAGGAGGACGCAAUAUCAACGUUUUGGUGGGGGUUUUCACUAUGACAGCGACGUGGGUUGGAGGGGGCUACAUCAUGGGCACUGCAGAGGCUGUCUACACCCCCUCUCAAGGUCUCAUCUGGGCUUUGGGGCCGCUGGCUUAUCUUAUCACAUUCCUAUUGGCAGGGCUAUUUUUUGCUAAGCCAAUGAGAUCACAGCGCUACGUGACGAUGAUGGACCCGUUUCAGCUUCGCUAUGGAAACUCGAUCACCAUCGCGUUGCUGCUUCCCGCACUGAUUAGUGACGUGCUCUGGAUUGCCUGCAUCCUCGCUGCCCUGGGAGGGACGAUGAGUGUGAUUCUGGGCUUGUCCUCGUACUAUUCCAUUGCUCUGUCUGCAGCAGUAGCCAUCACCUACACACUGAUGGGAGGGCUCUACUCUGUGGCCUACACAGACGUCAUCCAACUCUUCUUCAUGUUCAUCGCUCUGUGGCUCUGCGUUCCCUUUCUGGUUCUCAACCCAGCAUCCUCGGAGGUCACACUCGCAGCCUUUUUCAACCAAUCACAGCAGGCGCCCUUGAUGGGCGAACUGAAGUUGGAACAUGCUGGGAAAUGGAUAGAUGAGCUGCUUUUAUUGGCAUUGGGAGGCCUGUCCUACCAGGCUCUGUAUCAGCGUAUCCUCUCUGCAGCAUCGUCCACUCAGGCUCAGGUCACCUGCUUUGCUGCAGCCGGAAUAGUCGUCAUCAUGGGAGUACCCUCGGUCGUCAUAGGAGCAGUAGCAGCCUCCGCAGACUGGAACCAGACGGCGUACGGCCUGCCCUCUCCGUUUGACCGUGGGGAGGCAGGCAAGGUGCUGCCUCUGGCCAUACACUACCUCACCCCUCCCUGGGUGUCUGUGGUGGGCAUCGGGGCCGUGGCUGCUGCUGUCAUGUCCUCCAUGGACUCUGUCCUCCUCUCCUCCGCAUCCAUGUUCACUCACAACAUCUACAAGCGCUCCCUCAAGGCACAGGCGUCGGACAGGGAGUGUGUGUGGGUGAUCCGUGUCAGUGUGUUGCUGGUGGGUCUGGCUGGUACAGGCCUGGCGUUUGCUGAGGACAGUGUGUUUGCCUUCUGGCUGAUCAGUGGAGACCUCAUCUACUGCGUGGUCUUCCCCCAGCUGAUCUGUGUUCUUCACUGCCGCUGUGCUAAUGGCUACGGUGCUACCGCUGGUUACCUUGUGGCAGUCACUCUGAGGCUGCUGAGUGGAGAGCCUCUCAUCCGGCUUCCAACGGCCCUCCUGUUCCCUGGUUGGAGGGAGGAGGGAGGAAUCAUCCGCCAGUACUUCCCCUUCAGGACUCUGGCGAUGUUGUCUUCUCUUGUGUGUAUCCCCCUAGCCUCCAGCCUGGCCACCCUGGCCUUCAGCCACCGCCUGCUGCCCCGCUCUUGGGACCUGCUGGCCGCACUGGGGGAGGAGGAGAGGGGAAAGGAGGGUGACGAUGGGAAACCUGCUGUCACCGAAAAUCUCCUGGCCAUCUCCAGCACCAGCUGCUAGGAACAGAGGGAGGGAGGGGUACGCUGGGAGUCAAGCAGCAACUUCUCCCUCCUAAGGAUGGGCAGGGGUGUUCGUGUGUUUCUUCACUGUCUAAUCAUGCCAUGGGGUUGUUAGGUGACAGACAUGUAUCUAAAAUAAAUCUAUCACUUGACAGUUUCAUUUUAGAGAGACAAAUAACCAUGUUGUUAUAGCAAAAUGCUAUAUAUCCUCCUCACUCUAAGAGAAAGAAGUAGUACGGCUAGGUUUUACACAGUUAAAAGUAAUAAAUAAUAACAUUUUUUAUAAAGAACUGUAUAAAUUAUACAAUUGAUACAUCAAUAUUACAUUUUUAAAGUCAUUAAAUACAGUAAUAUGAGAUCUGUUUGUAAAACAUUUACUUUUUAACAUUUAUGUUUAUUAACAGAUGCUCUUAUGCAGAGCGACUUACAGUUAGUGCGUUCAUCUUAAGCUAGCUAGAAGAGACAACCACAUAUCACUGUCAAAUAUACAGGGCACCAACAUUCCAUUCCAGCUAAACAAUGGUUGUUAUAUAGUGUUUCUGAGAAUUCAAAUAUUUUACACACUUGAAGUUACCCAUGAUGAGCAAUCUUUUCUCAUGAAAAAGCACACAUGAAAAAUUGGUGGAUAUAGCAUUUUGGAAUUAAACUCUUCAAUAACACUGCUUAAGGAGGGAGAAGUAAUUGCUUGGAGGGGCUAAUGAGUACUGAAUAACUGCUCUGUUAUUGUGACUGUCUAAGUGAUCAUUGAGUAUUUAGUAUAGGGUCAAGGGUAGUUAGUUAGCUUUAAUCUCUGGAAAGAUUUUUAGUUGUAUGUUUUCCUGCAUCUUCAUUGUGUAAUCUCUCUCUGCCAUGUAUGUACAGGCUACUCUGUCUUGCUUCAGAGUAGCCUAUAGCCAAAAUCCCACCAUAGAAACGUGGAGGCAAUUAUUUUUUAUAAAGACUUCCUCAUUAUGCUU
Oncorhynchus masou masou (cherry salmon) is the source of this 7673-nucleotide messenger RNA. Its product is annotated as high affinity choline transporter 1-like. Gene Ontology annotation, cellular component: plasma membrane. Bases 4886 to 6718 code for a protein of 610 amino acids. Gene Ontology annotation, biological process: acetylcholine biosynthetic process; transmembrane transport; choline transport. The record is from RefSeq and is a predicted model, not a curated record. Lineage: Eukaryota; Metazoa; Chordata; Actinopteri; Salmoniformes; Salmonidae. Gene Ontology annotation, molecular function: choline:sodium symporter activity. The transcript is spliced from 10 exons.